Gossypium arboreum is the source of this 3632-nucleotide messenger RNA. RefSeq lists its product as uncharacterized. The coding region runs from base 524 to 1831 and encodes 435 amino acids. The record is from RefSeq and is a predicted model, not a curated record. The transcript is spliced from 4 exons. NCBI's taxonomy places the organism in Eukaryota, Viridiplantae, Streptophyta, Magnoliopsida, Malvales, Malvaceae.
AUGUAAAAAUUUAGUGAUAAUAUUAUUAUAAUAAUUAAAAACAUUAGUGAUAAAGUCGAAGUUUUCGUAAUUUGGUGAUUAAAACAGAAGCAUGGUAAUGGUUGAAUAAGUACAAUUUACACUUUAAAAUUAAAAUAACGAAGAGACGUUUUUCUUUGUGAAAAAUAAAUUUAAAAAAAAAAAGAAAAAAGAAAAAAAGAAAAGGGAAGUAGGAAAGAAAGGGAGCGUAAAAAGAAGCAGAAAUUUCAGUACGAACAGACGUUGCACAAUCCCACAUCCGUGCCCUUUGGCUCUCUCGUUGUUCCGUCGUGAGCGUCGGCCGAUCCUAUCUGAACGCUGCCGGAUUUUUCGACGCCGUUCGAAUCUCUCUCUUUCUCUCUUCUUCACCUCCUUGACUGCUUAUUGUUGAAUCUGAAAUACUUGCUGUUUAUCCCCCAUGCAGUACUUCACCUUGCGUUUUGCGUUGCUUGAAUCAGUGGUGUGAAUUUGCAAUACUGUUCUUUUUUGAGGUAUAUGAGUGACCAUGGGGUCAGCUUGUUGUGUAGCUGCAAGGGAAAGGACCCUUCCAAAGAGAACUGGAGUUGAGACUUUGCAUAGAAAUGCAACAUGUUCACCAUCAUGGAGCUUCCGAUGGGAUAGUCAAAGGUGCGUAGCUGAUGAAAUUGAAGAGCCUUCUUAUCAGGUGUCGAAUAGAGCUAGCAGAAAUGUUAGCAUGGAGAGAAAAGGGACAUUAGGUUCUGGUAGGCGUAAUAUUUCUGAUCAAAGAAAUGCACUUGAGAUUGAGAACUAUGAAAUACCCACUUGUCAAAAAUUCCCUAUCCGUGAAGAUAUGGGUAGGAAUAUGAUGACCCCCUCUUCAGACAUAUCUAGGGCAAGCAAUUAUUCCAUUGAGGUGAAGAAUUUGGCAGAAUCACCGGAUAUUGUGGAUUCAUCUGCACCAAAGCUUUCAUUUUGUACACCUUCAUCACUCUCACCACCAAAUACAAAAACUUUGUUUGGCCAUAUUCCUUCCAACUCAACCCCAUCUAGAUGGGCUCGCCAUUCACCUGGGCAUCGGCUACUGAGGCAGGUCUCUGAUAGUCGAAUUCUGGGACCGAAAUCACCAAAUAAUUAUUCAAUGUCUGAAGGAAGGUCAUCUUUUGUGCUCUCCACAUGUAGCCAUGACUUGACAGCUGGAUCUCAUGGUGGCUCUUCUGAUGGCUGGUCUAUGCGCACUUUUUCAGAGCUUGUGGCCUCUUCUCAAAGAGAAAGGUGGUCUUUUGAUAGUGAACACUUUGGUUCUGGUGAUGGCAAGAUAAGUGGAUGUAGCAGCAGGUUCUCGUAUUCUCCAUCCAUAGGUAUGCGAACUUGUGGGGCUUGCUCAAAGCUUUUGGCUGAGAGAUCUUCGUGUAGCUGCAAUGAAAUUUCAGUGGUAGCUGUACUUGUAUGUGGACAUGUUUAUCAUACUGAAUGCUUGGAAACUAUGACGCCAGAGGCUGACAGAUAUGACCCAGCCUGCCCAAUAUGUAUGGGUGGAGAAAAGCAGGUCUCAAAGAUAUCCAGAAAAGCUUUGAAAGUUGAACUGGAGUUGAUGGCUAAACAUCUUAAGUUAUUCAAGAAUAGAGUUAAAGAUAGUUUUGCGGAAGGUGAUUGUAAUGAUUUUAACCAUCAACAAAAUGCCAAGCGAGAAGGAAAAGCUCCAAAGUUAGAACCCAGUUCAAGCCGGAGAAGCUCCUUGGCAAAGCCUUUCUUGAAGCGCCACUUCUCAGUUGGGUCUAAGUGGGGCAGAUCAGUAUCAGAAAAUGAUUCUGCCAGAAAGAAAGGGUUUUGGGCAAGACAUAGGAAAGAUUGAGUUCCCUCCUCUACUGCCCUGAGGUGAGAGGCUUGUCCGUUCCACCAGAAAAGCUUAUCACUGUAGCAUAUAUUGUCCUUCUUUCCCUUAAUCCAAGGGUUGUGGACCAUUCUCCUCAAGUCAGGCUUCCAAGUCUCAACACUCAAAUGCAAUCAAAUCUCAGCUUCUUGAGUUAGAGAUUCGCCACCCUGUUUUUAAGGUAAUACUAUCAACAAGAUAGCCAUAGAAAAUUUCCUACACUGAUGACUGACCCAUCUUAUAACUUGUGCUCCUUUGGUGUUUUCCGUUAUUUUGGUUGCCGAUAAGCUAGUGGUAGGUAGGGCAUGAGUCUUGAGGGCUACCAACUUUGAAUUAGAGCAGAGUAGAAAUUGCGUAGUUUGGGAAUUUCGAAGUCCAAGGUAAUGAAGUUAUUUUCUUUAUUUCUGGACAAAUUAUCAAGUGAAUUUUCUGUUUUAUUAGGAUUCAUUGAAAGAUGCAACUGAAUGUUAUAUAUAAUAUCUUCUGGAUGACUGAUCUGAAAGGGAACCUACAGUUUCAGCCAUUGACCGAAGCACUUAAUUGAUUGGGAAAAUGACUAGCAAGUAUUCUACUGUCCUUUGCAGCUCAAUUCUAUUGAUAAUAUAUUAAUGAACAUGCUAAGGUAUUGCAAAUUUUCUUUGAACUUGAAGAUUCUCUUCUUUGUUUUUACUACGGUCUACCUUCCAGUUUUAUAACAAUUGAAUCAUAAAAACUAUCUUUGUCCAUUAAAAAAACUAUUACAGAAGUUAUUUAUGAUAAUAAUUAUAAAAUAAAUCAAUUAUAUAAUUUGUUUAACUUUUAUCUAAUUUUAUUUUAAAAUUAAGAAAUUGAACCUUAUCGACAAGGUUGCUUGAAUGGGGACUGAUGGGACCGAGAAUUGGUUGGGGCAGCGAACAGAUUUAUUCGAAGAUUGGUAAAAAUUGAUUGAAUUGGGUGGUUAAAUCAGGGUUUUAAAUUUUUUUAAUAUUUUUUAUAAAUUUUCUAAUGAUUUAUUAAUCGAACUGGAUGGAUUGGUGGAUAAAUGGUUUGACCAGUUCAAAUUGGUGGAUAAAUGGUUUGACCAGUUCAAUUAUAAAAACCUUACUUAUUAAAUAAAUAUGAGUAAAAAAAUGCAAAAGAGUAGGAUCUAUCAAAAUAAUUCUUGCCUUAAAUUAUGCUUAAACGAAAGGACCUGAUUUGAAAAGGAUAAUCAAAACUUAAAAUAGUCCAAAUUUGAAAACGAUUUUAAAAAAAUUUCAAAUUAAGAGGAUCAAAAUUGAACUAAUCUGCACAUUGAAGACUAUUAACCGACCUCUAAUCUGCAAAGCUAUACUAUAUACAGUAUAAUAUUUGUUUAUCAAAAUAAGGUUACGUUACAAAUUAGAUCGAGGUAGCUACGAGAGACUUACAUGCUACCUAGUUUACGACUACGAAAUGAAAGAAAUUAAACAGAGAAGUAAUGAUGAACUAAAUGUGCAAAUUGAGUUUAACUAUACCGAUGAUCGUUGAUUGAAUUGAAUCUCGAGUUAAUUAGCAUUAUUACCAUUACAACACCGAAAAAAUUGUAAAUUUUAAAGAUUAAAAAGAAUUAUAUAUAAAAAGUUGUAUUUGAUUUUGAAAAAGAAAAUAUAUGAAAAUUUCACUGGAUAAAAUAAAUAGAAUUCAUGUACUUUCCAACAAAUUAGACUCGAUUUUAACUAGAUAAACAAAUCUUAUAAAACAUUAAUCAAGCUAGGCUGAAAUAAAGCCAAGAGUCGCUCCAUAAUUCAAUUUUCUAGAACAUGCAAGGCUCCAUAGAUACAAG